This is a messenger RNA of Gastrolobium bilobum, 1731 nucleotides long. RefSeq names its product protein terminal ear1 homolog. The coding region runs from base 1 to 1731 and encodes 576 amino acids. The record is from RefSeq and is a predicted model, not a curated record. Gene Ontology annotation, molecular function: RNA binding. NCBI's taxonomy places the organism in Eukaryota, Viridiplantae, Streptophyta, Magnoliopsida, Fabales, Fabaceae. The transcript has 6 exons.
AUGGGAAGCUUAGACCCCACGGCGGAGGAGUUCAGGCCGAAAAACCCUAACCACGGAGACCCACCUCCGGUAACCUAUUUCAGGCCAACCUUUUCUCCGCCGUGCGACCCUUACGCUUGUCCCUACGCACCCACCGGAGGACUUGAAACGGCGACGUUUUUCUAUGGCGGAGGUGUCAUUCCUGUUGGGGUAAUUCCGUAUCCAUUGACACAUUUCUCAUACGUUGGCCCACCGGCGCUGGCUGCUCCCCCUGCGACGGCGCCGUUGUCCACGUCACCUACACGGUCAUUACUGCUGAGCUUCGUGCCAUCGGAGACGGCGUUUAAUGAGUCCACGUUAAGGAGGGAAAUGAAGGUGUUCGGGGAUGUGAGAGGGGUUCAAAUGGAAGGGUUGCGUGAGGGAACAGUGACCGUUCACUUCUAUGACCUGAGACAUGCGGAGACAGCUUUGACGGCGAUUCGGUGGCAGCACAUGCAGCACCAAGCAACAACAUCGUUAACAUUUUUCAACACACAGAGUUUACUUUUGCCGGCGGCGCGUGGGGUCGUUGCCGAUGGUUCCGUGUGGGCCCAUUACAUCCUCCCGGCGUGUGAUGCUGUUCCUGAAGGGCAGAACCAAGGGACUAUCGUGGUUUUCAAUUUGGAUUCGGAGGUCUACUCUGAUAGUCUCCGAGAAAUCUUUGAAGCUUUUGGCCCCAUAAAGGAGUUCAGACAUACCCCAUCAAAAAAGGAUCAAAGAUUCGUGGAAUUCUUUGACAUAAGAGACGCUGCAAAGGCUUUGAAGCAUAUGAACGGCAAGGAAAUUCGUGGCAAAACACUUGUUAUUAAAUUUAGUCACGAUAGGAAGUUCAUAUCCAAGUCCAAAUCAGUGACCUUUCCUCCUUCCUCUCCACAGUCGCAGCGAAAAUUCUGGCCUCGAUUAGAUCCUGAUGCUACUAUUAUCUCACAUUUUUCUCGUCCCCAAAAGAAAUCAACUUUUACUGCAAUGGCUUCUAUAAAAUUGGAUGAAGUAGCUGGGAAUGCUCCAAAGAGAAAUUUCAUUGAAAAACACAGCAGUGAGUCCACGGUAGAAGGCACGAAGCACCAACAACCUCCAGCUAGAAACAAAUACUGUAGGGGAAAGCAAGCAAAGAAGCAUGAAACUCGGUUUCUAAUUAAGGAAGAUGCUACGGCGGAGUCUAGUUGCAUGGAUUCUAGAACUAGUGUGAUGAUCAAGAACAUACCCAACAAGUACAGCCUGAAGCUACUGUUGAACAUGUUGGACAACCACUGCAUUCAAUGCAACGAGCAAAUUAAGGAUGGCGAUGACCAGCUUUUGUCAUCCUACGAUUUCGUGUACCUUCCCAUUGAUUUCAACAACAAGUGCAAUGUAGGAUAUGGGUUUGUGAACAUGACGUCUCCGGAGGCAACCCUGAGGCUCUAUAAGGCAUUCCAUCUUCAGCCCUGGGAGGUGUUCAAUUCAAGAAAAAUUUGCCAGGUCACCUAUGCCAGAGUCCAGGGAUUGGAAGCGUUGAAAGAGCACUUCAAGAACUCCAAGUUCCCAUACGAGAUGGAGGAGUACCUGCCAGCGGUGUUUUCACCGCCUCGAGAUGGGAAGCAAUUGACGGAGCCACUUAAAAUUAACGUGACACUAACAUGUUCUCGCAUAAUGCACAACUCCCAAUUCACGGGAGAAUUGUUAUCAUCGAUAUUGAUGAAUAAAAGAGAGAGAAAAAAAGAGAAAGAAAAAUAA